Messenger RNA from Pyricularia oryzae 70-15, 2236 nucleotides. RefSeq lists its product as uncharacterized. The record is from RefSeq and is a predicted model, not a curated record. Bases 1970 to 2236 code for a protein of 88 amino acids. Lineage: Eukaryota; Fungi; Ascomycota; Sordariomycetes; Magnaporthales; Pyriculariaceae. The transcript is spliced from 2 exons.
GAAAAAAAGUGGCUGUCCGGCACCGCGGAUGCGGCCGCUAUUAAUACAAGACGGAGAAAAACAGCUUUUGUUUCCAAGCUUAACGUCGAUGAGUGAGCGUCGCUAAUGGAACAAUCAAUCUUCCUCCAUCAUGUUGUUCAAAAGGACCCAGCCAGGGCUUUCGCGCCAGGCUCAUCAUCGCCGUCCGAAACAUCGAGCAGCAUUUUGACGUCGGGGAUCGACAUGGCAUUAAAGCAGUCCAAGGACCACUUUAGUUCCUCUCCGUCGGGCGAGGCGAGAUGAGCGGCAGGGUCGCCAGCGAGGAAGCCAUCGGUUGAGCGAGUGUCAUUUUUCCUACCAAAACCUCUAGACUUUGACCCGGCCGCGCGACAAAAGUAGACGGUGUACUGCGGCGGCUCCUGGGCGUUUCGCUUCAGGACGUCGAACCCGAACCCGGAGCCGCGCACGUGCUCAUAAUAUAAAAGAUCCAUGUCGUAGAUGUCUGCGAUCUCCUCUGCUGCUGCCGCCGCCGCAGCCGCAACUGCAUCGCUGACGUCAUCGCUCUGCUGAAAACAAUAGUCGGCCGACCGCCGGCGCCGCGGGGUACUGGAGUUCGGGUCGCGAAACGCGUCUUGGCGCUCCAGCGACGGUGGGCGACGGGCUUGGCGACGCGGAGCAGGCGGCGGGAGCCCGUCUGAGGAUCCCGCGGUGUGCAUGUCCACGCCUUCGGUUGCGCACGACGCCCAGGCGAUGCGGCUCCGCGGGCGCUGUCGGGGUAUGGUGAUGGGGACGUCGCUCCUCCGGGUGGCGUCAAACGCAGAUGGACGAAACGAGCGGCUGCUGUGGUGGCGGCGCCCGGGCCGGGGACGUGCGUGCAGCCGGUGCGCAUCCUUGAGAGCGUUGUGUUCUCGGAUGGGCAUCUUGGCGCAGCCGCCGUAGCCGCAGUCGCAUCUCGUGCGGCGCACCUUGGGCGGGUGUCUCGGGGGACGCGGCGCGCGGGUUCGGGACUCGUGGCGUUGCUCGCGUAGCGCCUCGGUCAUUCCCACCAGGGGAUCUGAUGUGUCGUACAAUGCCAGACCCAUUGCUGUCGGAAGGGGAGUGUCGGCGUGUGGGGUUGAUAGAGGCAGGGUGGGAAGAGGAGAGCGAAAAAUAUCGCUGAGAUGGCGAUUGUGGGAGUGAUUUACCUUGUGUGCUUGAAGUGUUGGAGAAUGUGACUGUCCAGGGGGAUGGCGCAAUAUCCUUAUAAAACAGAGAUGUGAGUGUGUUGGGGGCGUUUUGCCAUUGUAGUAUGGCUAAAGCCGAACAAAAUGCGGCGAAGGGCAGUCAUUUUGGUACAAUCAAGACCAUCCAGGCUGCCGGUAGGGUUUGGUGAUGGAUUCGGGCGUUGGUUGUCGCGGAAAGCAUCGGAAUUUUGUUGCGAUUUGCAAUUUUGGGAAGUAAGCUGCACCUGAGUCACUGUGAGUCCAGGUGGACAAACAAGUCUGGACAGAGCCAGGCACACUGAGUUGACUGUGGCGUAGCGCCAUCUUGGCCCAACGCAGGUCUUGGGUAAUGGUGGGGUGGGCCCUAUACUGCCUAAUUCAGCACCAAUAGAGAGAACCCACAGUGAUCAUUUGUCGCUUCGAAUUGCGCUGUCGUCAGGAUGGUCUCAAGCGCAAGAGCAAACAAGAAAGCCGCUACUGAGUCUGCAAAAAUGACUGGGGGAAGAAAGAAGAAAAAAAAAAGAAAAAAAAAGGGCUAACUUGAUCCCGUCCCUGCUCCGUGAGUUUUCGGCAAGCUACAAUUUUGUGGAUUUUAGCUAUGCUGAGCCGAGACAUGCCGAUUGACAUCAACCUCAGAAACACGGCGUUUAUGAUGUCGCGUUUUGCAAACCAAUCGAGCGACUCGCUUGCCUUUUGUGUUUAAUUAUUUAUGCAGUUUAAAUGUAAGCAGAGGGCUGCUUUUUCGACCACCGAUACCUGACACCGUUCAGAUGAGUCAAGGAUGACAGAUGGAAAACAUGACAAAAAUCGAGAAUACGAUUCCCUUUAUUGCCCCGUUGGGUAGAGAACUAGUCAUUUCGGGCGCUUAUAUGCAAGCGCUAGUGGUGCAGCAGUCUGCCAACGAGUUUGGUGCCUGUCUUGUCCACACAGACGUGGCAGACAUCGCCCAGGGCACAUGUCCUGUGGAUGUGGAUCAGACAGAUCUGCACCCAGAAUAUAUGAAUAACGGUAAUAUCAUGUCGGGUAUGCACCCCAUGCAUAUUGCAUGGGCGUAA